UCUUAACCCAACACCCCAGGUUUCGACCUUGCCACUCUUCUCCAGCCUGUUAGAUAUAGCGUUGAACAUUCACCAUGCGAGGAGAGAUCUGCCACCUCCAUAUCGGCCAAGCUGGCAUACAGCUUGGUAACAGCGCGUGGGAGCUGUAUCUCCUCGAGCAUGGCCUCCUACCAGACGGUCGCCCCGACCCAGAGGCGCAGGCACGCAAUGAGGGCGGCUCGUUCGAGACCUUCUUCACCGAGACGGGCAACGGCAAAUACGUUCCGCGCUCCAUCUUCGUUGAUUUGGACCCAUCUCCUAUCGACGAGAUCCGGACUGGAUCCUACCGCCAGCUAUUCCACCCAGAGAUGCUGAUCAGCGGCAAGGAGGACGCUGCCAACAACUAUGCUCGUGGGCACUACACCAUCGGCAAGGAGAUGGUCGACAGUGUGAUUGAUCGCAUUCGUCGUGUCGCUGACAACUGCUCUUCGCUGCAGGGGUUCCUCAUCUUCCACUCGUUCGGUGGUGGCACAGGAUCUGGUUUUGGUGCUCUCCUUCUCGAACGUCUUUCGACCGACUACGGCAAGAAGUGCAAGCUCGAGUUCGCCGUGUACCCUGCGCCUCGCGUCUCUACGUCUGUCGUCGAGCCUUACAACGCCGUUCUUUCCACCCAUAGCACUAUCGAGAACGCCGACUGCACGUUCCUCGUCGACAACGAAGCCGUGUACGACAUCUGCCGUCGAAACCUGGACAUUCCCCGUCCCGACUACGAGCAUCUCAACCGUCUGAUUGCCCAGGUUGUCAGCUCCAUCACCUCCAGCUUGCGUUUCGAUGGUGCUCUCAAUGUCGAUCUGAACGAAUUCCAGACCAACCUUGUGCCCUACCCGCGUAUCCACUACCCUCUCAUCAGCUAUGCACCUGUCAUCUCUGCCAAGAGGAGCUCCCACGAGAGCUUCAAGGUCAACGACCUGACAAUGCAAUGCUUUGAGCCGAACAACCAGAUGGUUGUGUGUGACCCGCGCAAUGGAAAGUACAUGGCCGUUGCCCUUCUGUACCGUGGUGACAUCGUUCCCCGCGACUGCACUGCUGCAGCCGGUGCGCUCAAGGCCAAGUCUUCAUUUAACUUGGUUGAGUGGUGCCCUACUGGUUUCAAGCUCGGAAUCAACUACACCAAACCCAUCAGCGUCCCCGGCUCCGAACUCGCCGCUGUCGACCGAAGCGUGUCUAUGCUUAGCAACACCACCGCCAUCGCCGAGGCCUGGUCUCGUCUUGACCACAAGUUCGAUCUCAUGUACUCGAAGCGUGCUUUCGUGCACUGGUACGUCGGAGAGGGCAUGGAGGAAGGAGAGUUUUCCGAAGCUCGUGAGGAUCUGGCUGCCCUGGAGAAGGACUAUGAGGAGGUUGCCAGCGACUCGCUCGACGAGGAGGGUGUUGAGGAGGGCGAGUACUAAGUGUUAUACCAUUGUGCAAAUGCGGAUUGGACACCUUGUUUGGGUCAAUAUGCCAGGUUGUCGGAGCAGUGCACCAUUGGGGGUAGGGGUAGCUAUGUAGUCAAUUUACAUGUCAACACGAAC
Messenger RNA from Dothidotthia symphoricarpi CBS 119687, 1553 nucleotides. RefSeq names its product tubulin-domain-containing protein. Gene Ontology annotation, biological process: microtubule cytoskeleton organization; mitotic cell cycle. The transcript is spliced from 8 exons. Gene Ontology annotation, cellular component: microtubule; cytoplasm. Lineage: Eukaryota; Fungi; Ascomycota; Dothideomycetes; Pleosporales; Dothidotthiaceae. The record is from RefSeq and is a predicted model, not a curated record. Gene Ontology annotation, molecular function: structural constituent of cytoskeleton; GTP binding. Bases 75 to 1430 code for a protein of 451 amino acids.